Molecule: messenger RNA, 678 nt
Organism: Colletotrichum graminicola M1.001
Lineage: Eukaryota; Fungi; Ascomycota; Sordariomycetes; Glomerellales; Glomerellaceae
Product: protein tyrosine phosphatase-like protein
Exons: 3
Coding region: 1-678 (225 amino acids)
Biological process (GO): fatty acid elongation; very long-chain fatty acid biosynthetic process; sphingolipid biosynthetic process
Cellular component (GO): endoplasmic reticulum membrane
Molecular function (GO): 3-hydroxyacyl-CoA dehydratase activity
Source: RefSeq, a predicted model, not a curated record
AUGGCCGACACAGCAGCCGGCCCGACGCGGCCGCAGCGGCGCUCCUCGCCGCUCAAGAACGGCUACCUGAUCCUCUACAACUUCGUCUCCGCCGUCGCCUGGGCCACCGUCCUCGGCCGCACCGUCGCCCUCUUCACCCUCCGCGGCCCGCACUUUGUGCACCUCGGCGUCGGCGACUGGACGCGCUGGACACAGACCAUGGCCGCCAUGGAGAUCCUCCACGCGCUGCUCGGCGUCGUCCGCGCCCCCGUCUUCACGACCGUCAUGCAGGUCCUCAGCCGCUUCGUCCUCGUCUGGGGCGUCGUCUACCCCUUCCCCUCGCUCGCACGCAGCACCUGGUACUCGUCCAUGCUGCUCGCCUGGAGCGUCACCGAGGUCAUCCGCUACUCGUACUUCGCCCUCAACCUCAGCGGCUUCCAGCCCAAGCCCCUGACCUGGCUGCGCUACAACACCUUCUUUGUGCUGUACCCCAUCGGCAUCACCAGCGAGUGCGCGCUCAUCUACUACGCCGCCGAGCCCGCCAAGCAGUUCGGCGAGGUGUUCCCCUACGUCUCGUACACCAUCCUGGCCAUUUACGUUCCUGGCUCGUACAUUCUGUACACCUACAUGAUGAAGCAGAGGAGCAAGGUCAUGCGCAACUUGAAGGCCGAGGAGGCGGGCCGCUCAAAAACUCAGUGA